CCAGAAGCUUCUUACGAGUGUAAAAUGCUGUCGAAGUUAAUUUUGGCGCCCAACCUAAACUAAAACCCUAGACUACUUUUUUUUGCUAAGCUAAGCAACAGCAAUUAGCCGGAAAAUAUGUCAGGCUUGAAGUUCGUCGCUGAAAGAACCGGUGACGGAGCCGGGCAGCCAUUCCUCGACACCGACAACGGCGAGGAACUCAUGUAUGUUCAGCCUGGAACUGCUGUAGUCCUCGGCAGCCGCCCUCCUGAGUCACCUGGCACUCUCUAUAUCACCUCCAAGCAAGUGGUGUGGCUAAGCGAUACUGAUAGGAGUAAAGGUUAUGCAGUUGAUUUCUUGUCUGUUUCACUUCAUGCGGUCUCUAGAGACCCCGAGGCUUAUCGGGAUCCUUGUUUAUAUGCUCAGAUUGACAAUGGAGUGGAGGAUGAUGAAUCAGAAGGUUCCAGUGAUGAAGGUGAUGUGUCAUCAGAUUUAUCAAGGAUCACUGAGUUGAGACUUGUGCCAUCAGAUCCUAAUCAAGUGGAUACUCUCUUCCAGAUCUUUUGUGAUUGUGCUGAGCUUAAUCCUGAACCAAUUGAAGAGGAGGAGGAACAUAAUUGGAUCUUCAGCGCAGAUCAGCUGGAAAAUCAGGAAGCUGAAGAAGAUUCUGAAUGGAUGAUUUCUCCAAAUUCUACACAUCCAAUUGGUCGUUCAAAUGGGGAUCACGACUUAGCUCAUAAUGUACUUCAGCUUCAGAUUAAUGAUCAAAGGUUUGAAGAUGCGGAGGAAAUGGACAGUGACACCAAAAAUGGCUAUAACCAUUCCUAGUCAAGAUUACCUUAAAGUGUGUCAACCUGGUGGAGCUUUUCUCAUUUCAGAUUCAGAGUUUCUUGUGCUACUUGCUGAUUUGGAUGAACAGAGUUUUUGCGAAAAUGAUUAGAAUUCUAUACAGGAACUAGUAGUUUUAUUAUGUCAUAAAUAGUGAUCCAUGAUUAAUGCGAGCUGAGAUGAUAUAGCUCAGUUGUAGGUACCUUCCCUUGGUUUUUUUCCUGUAUUGUGCUGUUCCUUCUGUUUAUAACCUGAGUUAUGAUGACCUUAAGGUUUUUGGGGAUACUUGUACACAUAAAUUUGGUUAAACAUUUCGGUAUCUUGCCCAAAGAAGCAAUGAACGAGAGCACAACUUUCUAGCUCUCAUUUCAAGUGCCUGGA
Molecule: messenger RNA, 1188 nt
Organism: Solanum tuberosum (potato)
Lineage: Eukaryota; Viridiplantae; Streptophyta; Magnoliopsida; Solanales; Solanaceae
Product: chloride conductance regulatory protein ICln
Exons: 7
Coding region: 118-807 (229 amino acids)
Biological process (GO): spliceosomal snRNP assembly; chloride transport; cell volume homeostasis
Cellular component (GO): spliceosomal complex; cytosol; methylosome
Source: RefSeq, a predicted model, not a curated record